AUGGAGACGGGGAUACGAGCGAAGGUUACAGAGAUCCUCCAUGAUCGACCACUGUCAAACAACCCCGACAGCCACAAUAUCAGCCCCCCGCCACCAACCCAUGAAGUCCAACUAAUCAAUGAUUUGAUAUGCGAAUACUUGGAAUGGAAUGGAUACCUGUACACCGCCACAGUUCUGUCGUCGGAGGCCGCGCUGCCAAAGGAGAAACGCACAAGGGCAGACCUAUGCGCAGAAGUGGGAGUGAAAGACGACGAAAAGUCAUCCGCAUUACCCCUUUUGUCUAAUAUCGUAGCAGCAUAUACGGAUCGCAUAAAGCGUAAAAUUAGUAAGAUCAAAAAGGACUGCUCU
Iphiclides podalirius (scarce swallowtail) is the source of this 348-nucleotide messenger RNA. The record is from the annotation of a GenBank genome assembly. NCBI's taxonomy places the organism in Eukaryota, Metazoa, Arthropoda, Insecta, Lepidoptera, Papilionidae.